Molecule: messenger RNA, 717 nt
Organism: Entrophospora sp. SA101
Lineage: Eukaryota; Fungi; Glomeromycota; Glomeromycetes; Entrophosporales; Entrophosporaceae
Source: the annotation of a GenBank genome assembly
AUGCCAGAAAUGACAAUAACCGACAUUACUGCAGAUAGACAAAGAUUAAUAUACUCUGGUAAAGUGUUAAAAGAUGAUGAUACACUUGAAACCUGUAAAAUUGCUGAGGGACACACAGUUCACAUGGUGAGAAGUUUAGCUCGUGGUGGGGGGAAUUUUGGUACUAAUACUAAUAAUUCAUUUAGUGGUGGUGGUAAUAAUAGUAUACCAAACUGGAAUCAGACGGAAAAUAUUCUUAAUAACUCUGCUUUAAUGCAGUACAUUGUACAAUUAAUGCAAGAUCCUCAAUUCACAGAUAAUGUAAUUGCUAUGAAUCCACAACUUGCAAGCAUGGCACCUCAACUUAGGCAGGUAACACAAGAUCCUGAAUUUCAUUCUUUAUUAUCAAAUCCAGAAUCAAUUCGUCGUACAGCAACUUUAAGUUCAUUAAUGGGUAACCCUGGAAGUUAUGGUCCAAGUAUGCUUCCUACAAAUCCUUCCACAAUGAAUCCUACAACUGACACAACAAAUACACCAUCGACCAAUAAUAAUGAUAAUAACGUUCCACCACAAACAACUAUCCCACAACAACCCGAAGAAAGAUUUCAAGUUCAAUUACAACAAUUGAACGAUAUGGGUUUUUGGGAUGCACAGAAAAAUAUUCGCGCAUUAUUAGCUUCUGGUGGAAAUAGUAUUAAAGAGAUCCAUGAAAACUGGGGCGAUUAUAGCAAAGAAUGA